Messenger RNA from Trichoderma gamsii, 1725 nucleotides. RefSeq names its product endothiapepsin. Gene Ontology annotation, molecular function: aspartic-type endopeptidase activity. The coding region runs from base 1 to 1725 and encodes 574 amino acids. The transcript has 9 exons. Lineage: Eukaryota; Fungi; Ascomycota; Sordariomycetes; Hypocreales; Hypocreaceae. Gene Ontology annotation, biological process: proteolysis. The record is from RefSeq and is a predicted model, not a curated record.
AUGCUCUAUUCGAGUCUUGUAUGUCUCGCUGGCCUUACAGCAACGGCUGCUGCUCGGCCAAGCCAGGAUGGUGCUGCUGUUGCUACUGCCCCCAAGAGCGAGGGAAGAUUCAAGCUUCCCUUUAUCAAACGUGCAACUACCACAACAGACAGCAAGAUAGCCAGCCGAGCCAAAACCGGCGACGUACCAUUUAACUCUAUUUGGUCCAUGCCGAUGCAAGUCGGUACACCUCCCCAGACCCUCGAACUCCUUCCUGAUACAGGCUCCGGCGACUUCACCGUCGAAUCGGACCUCUUGGCAGCGUCUCUACGCGGAACCGGCCCCAUCUACAGCCCCGGGUCCUCAUCCACAGCGCGUCAGUUGCCGGGAUACACCUACUCGGAAUGCUACGGCAGCGGAUACUGCGACUCCGGUAUUGUCUACACCGACGUCUGCACUCUGGGCGACAUCACAGUCACAGACGUGCCUAUCCAGGUCGUCAACAGUGCGUCGGCUAAAGGAGGAGGCCAAACGGGCAACGUAGGCUUGAGUUUCGGAACACCACAGGCUGCGAAUCCGAGGGGCCCUUCAGGCUUUCUCUGGUCUAUUAGAUCAGCCCUUGAUUCUGGCGUCUUCACCGUCGCUUACGAUGAUUCGACCAACUCGGGCGAGUUUGAAUUCGGAUAUGUCGACCCUUCCAAGUUCACCGGCGCCAUGGCCUACGCGCCUCUCGACGUCUCAUCCUCUAGCGGCGGCGAAUGGAUCACAGAAUUCUCAGGCUUCAUAGUCAAUGGCACCUUCAUUAUCUAUAGCUGGCCCGUCAUCCUCGACACAGGCACCGGCGGCUCUGGUGUGCCCCGAACUCUGGCCGAUUACUACUUCUCCCAAGUGCCCGGCUCGACGUGGAACAGCGCCUGGAACCAGUACCAAUAUCCGUGUUCCGAGAGCCUGCCGGACCUGACAAUUGGUAUCGGAGCCGUCACCAAGUUUACUCUUCCGGGAAGCGGUUUGGCGGCAUUUUCCCUGGACGGCACCAACUGCCUUUCUAAGCUGGGCGUCAGCAACAGCUCCCCUUACUUUUUCGCCCAGAAUCUUAUGGAAGAACUUUUCAUUGUCUUUGACUUUGACAAUGCCCAGAUUGGUUUUGGCGAAAAGCCAAAGUCUGGCUCGUCGCCCGGCACGGGUAUCACCUCUGGAGCUUCGGCACCUUCUAAUGCUGGAUCUUCGUACGUUUGCUCCGGCUCUGGAUUCAAGGGAACGUGCCAGAACAUCGCGUGGCCAAACUUUGCCUGCAAGAACCUGGCUGGCAGCAAUGUCAACUACAACGUUGAGGCUUUUGGCCCUGACGAGGGAUCCUGCACCCUCUACUCCGACUCUAUCUGCGAAACACCCAUUUCCUCUCUACAGGGCGUCAAGAACCCCGGCAACUCCAACAUCAACAGCAACGUUGGCAGCUUCGUGUGCACAAACCCGGCCAUAAGCGCUUCUAGUAGCGGCACUAUCUACCUGUGCAGUGCGCAGAACUGGGGUGGCACUUGCAACAACUACAACUGGUCCAGCUACGGCUGCCAAACCCUGGAUGAAGCCCACAUGAAGACAGUCGGAUCUGCCGGUCCCAACGUGGGCUCUUGCAUAUUCUACGUCGAUGCGCACUGUGGCUAUCCCGCUUCUUCGAUGCCAUUGCAAAACCCCGGCACGGGGACUCUCAGCUAUGGCAACAGAGUGGGAAGCUUCAUGUGCAUAUAG